Messenger RNA from Sphaeramia orbicularis (orbiculate cardinalfish), 1776 nucleotides. RefSeq names its product cytochrome P450 2J2-like. Gene Ontology annotation, biological process: xenobiotic metabolic process. Bases 102 to 1604 code for a protein of 500 amino acids. NCBI's taxonomy places the organism in Eukaryota, Metazoa, Chordata, Actinopteri, Kurtiformes, Apogonidae. The record is from RefSeq and is a predicted model, not a curated record. The transcript has 9 exons. Gene Ontology annotation, cellular component: cytoplasm; intracellular membrane-bounded organelle. Gene Ontology annotation, molecular function: iron ion binding; heme binding; oxidoreductase activity, acting on paired donors, with incorporation or reduction of molecular oxygen, reduced flavin or flavoprotein as one donor, and incorporation of one atom of oxygen.
UGUUAGCAGUCAACUGAUUGUAAUAAAACAUUAGCCUUCAUUCUCAUGAAAAGCAAAUGGACUUACAUCCUGCAGUUAGAGGAACACAUCUCUGUUGAAGAAUGGAUUCUGUCUUUCCACAGAUCGGUACUUAUGUAUGCUGGGAUGUGAAAAGUUUACUGAUCUUUGUUGCAGUGUUUAUCCUCAUUGCAGAUUUGAUCAAGAACAGGAGACCUGCCAGCUUCCCCCCUGGACCAAGGAUGUUUCCAAUAGUGGGCAACAUGCUUUCUGUUGACCACAAGAAGCUCCAUGAGAGCAUGACUAAGUUAUCAAGGACCUAUGGAGAUGUGUACAGCCUACGGAUGGGUCAGAGGUUUGUGGUGGUGGUGAAUGGGUUUGAUGCUGUGAAAGAAGCUCUGAUAACACAGGGAGACAGUUUUGCAGAGCGUCCAGUCCUGGCUCUGCAGUUGGACAUGUUCAAAGGAUUAGGUCUGCUGUUCACCAAUGGGAACACAUGGAGGGAGCAGAGACGUUUUGCACUUUUUACCCUCAGAAAUUUUGGAUUAGGGAAGAAGUCACUGGAACCUGUCAUCUUAGAUGAAUUCACACAUUGUGCACAAGAGAUCACUGGGUACAAAGGUAAACCGUUUUACCCUCACCUCAUCAUCAACAACGCUGUCUCUAACAUCAUCUGCUCACUGGUUUUCGGUCAUCGCUUUGAGUACGAUGAUGAGAAAUUCAAAGGAAUGAUAGAAAUGUGUGAAAAAGGUAUUCAACUUCAAGCCUCCAUUUGGACACGGCUUUACAACUCAUUCCCCCAUCUAAUGAGACGUUUGCCAGGGCCCCAUAAGACACUCCAGAAUAUCUGGGAAGAUGUGAAAAAGUUUAUAAGAGAAGAGCUUCAAGACCAUAAACAGAACUGGGAUCCUUCAGACCAGAGAGACUACAUCGACUGUUACCUAAAUGAGAUUCAGAUGACUAAAGGACAGACUGACUCUACAUUUGACGAUGCAAACCUGGUUGCAUGUGUCUUGGAUUUGUUUGUCGCUGGAACUGAAACCACAUCGACCACCCUGCGCUGGGCAUUUCUCUAUAUGGCAAAGUACCCCGAGAUCCAGGAAAAGGUUCAGGCUGAGAUAGACACUGUGAUUGGUCAGUCCAGACAACCAUCUAUGGAGGAUCGAGCAAAUCUGCCCUACACUGACGCUGUCAUCCAUGAGAUCCAGAGGAUUGGGAACAUAGUUCCACUAAACCUGCCCCAUUCUACCACUAGGGAGGUCCAGCUGGGAGGAUACACAAUCCCAAAGGGUGUUACAGUUGUACCCAACUUGACCUCUGUACUGUUCAACAAGAAUGACUGGGAGACACCCCACACAUUUAACCCAGGACACUUUCUAAAUGAGGAGGGCAAGUUUGUGAAGCCAGCUGCUUUCAUCCCUUUCUCUGCUGGUAAGCGGCAGUGUCUUGGUGAGAGUCUAGCCAAAAUGGAGCUUUUCCUCUUCUUCACCUCCUUCAUGCAGCGCUACACCUUCUCCAUGCCUGUGGGGGUGAAGCCGGUGUUUGACUACCACUUGGGAGCUACUCGGGCCCCUCUACACUAUGAGCUUUGUGCAAUGUCACGCUAAAACUAGUUAGACAUAAAAUAUGACAUUUUUAUGCUUGAGAUACUGCUAAUGAGACUUAAUAUUAUUUAAGGACUGGAUCAAUAACUUAAACUGACACUACCCUGUUAUUAAUAGCUCGGGUUCAUGGCUGAAAUGUAUUGAAGUAUCAUGUAAAUUUUUGUCCUCUGCAUUU